CAACAUACAAAAAGUUUUGUACACAUAAAAAAAUUCCUGCAUUUUUGUGUUGCAGAUAAUUCAUUUUUAUCCGGUUUUGGGCAAUAUUUUAUCAGGUCGUUCCAGACUGGGAUAUUCACUUUCAAAAUCCUCCUACCCCCCCUUUUUUCCCACCCAAGAAAAUCAAUUGGUUGUCCCUUAAGAUGGUGAUGAUCCUUGUAAUCUAGUAUUACUGCAAACCAGGGAUCAAUGCAAAUAUUAAUGUUAACAUUUACACCUGUAAUAUGAUCAUGUUUUAUAUUAAAAUUGAAAAAUCUCAACACAUUCUAUCUCUUAAUAGAUAUAAGAAGAUGUGGUACGUAUGAGUGCCAAUAAGACAACUCCCCAUCCAAGUCACAAUUUAUAAAAGUAAACCAUUAUAGGUCAAAGUACGGUCUUCAACACAGAGCCUUGGCUCACACCGCACAGCAAGCUAUAAUAAAUGGCCCCAAAAAUUACUAACUGUAAAACCAUUCAAACAGGAAAAUCUAUAUAAAAAACGGGAAACGGGAAACAUUUAUGAACCACAUCAACAAACAACAACUACUGAACAUCAAGGCCAUUUACUUUAUUUAUCUUGUUUUUAAAAGUGGAGACACGAAAGUAUUGUUCAGUUAGAAAUCAUGGGCUUAUUGAUAUCAUUUAUAAUACUCUUCUCUCUUGUUCUUUGGACUAACGCGGGUGGUGUUAAAAAGGUGCUGCUGUUUGGUGGAAAUGGUCUUAUUGGUGCAGCCAGCGUAAAUAAAAUGCUAGAAAAUGGACACGAUUUGACUUUGGUUACCAGAGGAAACUGGUACUGGGACACUGACGAUACUAUCAAGCCACGGAUAAAGCAUUUGAAAUGUGAUCGAAUGAAAAGUUUAAUGGAUUGCUGGAGUGCAGAACAGUAUGAUUUUUAUGAUGCAAUUGUAGAUUUCAGUGGUUUUGAUCCGUAUAUAAUCAAGGAUACAUUGAAACUUCUGCAAGGACGAGUAGGGCGUUAUAUCUACAUCAGUUCUGACUCUGUAUACGAGGUCUGCACGAAAAACCAUACUCGGCCAACGGUAGAGACCGAUUCUGUACGACCGGGUGAUAUUCCAGAGCAGGAGAUUUUAAACAAGAAAGAUGAUUACGGACAUCGGAAAUUUUCAGGGGAAGAGGUUUUGGUAGAACAGAGAAAGCAAGGUGGGAUGCCAUACUUCUUCAUCAGAUUGCCGGAUGUUAUUGGAUCACGUGAUAACACGUACCGUUGGUGGAUAUACCAGGCUUGGUUGCGAUUAUCACCAUACUUAGAGACAGAAAUAUCUAUUCCGAAAAAUCUUGUUAACUUUCCGAUGAGCUUCGUUUAUGUUGAAGACGUUGCAAAAAUUGUAUCACAAAGUUUGAAUUAUGACAAAGACCUUUUAGACGAAGCAUACAACUUUGCUUUUGAUGAGACGCCAACGCUGCCAGAAGUUCUUGAAAUGAUGAAAAAACAUAUGGAAAAGCAAGAUAUUGAUAUUCAAGUGUCUGACAAUGAAGAUGUUGUUCACUUAUUUCCGUCCGUUACAAGAGGUCCAAUAUGCUGUGAAAAAGCAAAGCAUAAACUUGGUUUUAAGCCCACGUCUUUCGAACAGGCUGCAAAGGAAACGGUUGAUUUUUAUGAACAAGCAAUGUUAAGUAACAAAUUUGAAAGAGAACGGUUAAGCGUAUUAACAACGUUGGAAACAUUUUCACCUAAUAAUCCUAGAAACGUUUAUAUAGGACUCCGAAAAGAAUAUGGUUUAAAUAUGAAAAGUAGAGAAGAACUGUAGUAUCGAUUCCAGUUGAUAUCCUUGUUCAUUCGAGCGUUACUGAUGACUACUUUGUAAACGAAACACUCGUUUGGCGUACAAAAUGUUAAAUUGAAAAAGGAUUAAAAUCGAGAAUGAUGUAAUAUAUUUUUCUAUAAAAUAUAACUACUUUAUUUCUAAAGAAAAAUGUAAAUGUUCAUCGCUUAAUGUUUUGACAUGCAUUAAAUCUAAUAUUGGGUUUACAGACAUACGUGUACUUUAAAAGAUAACAUAAGAAUCUGAAGAAUAUUUAAACAAAAUUAUCAAGGGGUCUAUACUUUCAAAUGUUCGAUUUAAUUUCAAUGUUAUAUAUGUAUACGUAUAAAACAACUUCAGUCAAAUCUAGACAAAACACUGGUCUGAACAGUGUUUCAAACUGGUCAGAGUUGUCUUUGAAAGUGGUCCGAGUUUUCUUAAAAUUGUCCGAGAUGUCUUGGUCCGAUUUGUCUUUGGUCAGUUGUCCUGAUUCCGACAACCUACUGAAAGGUGUUAAAAAGGUAUUUACAUCUACUGCAUUUCAUAGAUUUGUAACAUUUCUCCACUUUUUUUAUUUGUUUCCAAAAGAAAUCUGGGACUGGGACAAACUAACUUGCAAAAAUUGUUUACUUUACAUGUUUACUCAUUAUAAAAGUCUAAACAAAACGCUCAGUUGUUUUCGGCGAUGGUCUUUUUCUCAAAGUCUUCUGCAACCGGCCCGGUAUUUUGUUCCGAACUUUUACAUAUUCUGAGUAUUUUUUACUUGAAAAGAAAAAUAAUUUAAUUAUUAAAA
This is a messenger RNA of Mytilus californianus (California mussel), 2577 nucleotides long. RefSeq lists its product as uncharacterized. Gene Ontology annotation, cellular component: cytosol. Gene Ontology annotation, biological process: beta-D-galactose catabolic process via UDP-galactose, Leloir pathway. The record is from RefSeq and is a predicted model, not a curated record. Gene Ontology annotation, molecular function: UDP-glucose 4-epimerase activity. Bases 642 to 1790 code for a protein of 382 amino acids. The transcript has 2 exons. NCBI's taxonomy places the organism in Eukaryota, Metazoa, Mollusca, Bivalvia, Mytilida, Mytilidae.